This is a messenger RNA of Leptopilina heterotoma, 846 nucleotides long. RefSeq names its product adenylate kinase isoenzyme 6 (gene Ak6). NCBI's taxonomy places the organism in Eukaryota, Metazoa, Arthropoda, Insecta, Hymenoptera, Figitidae. Gene Ontology annotation, cellular component: nucleus; cytoplasm. Gene Ontology annotation, molecular function: AMP kinase activity; ATP binding; ATP hydrolysis activity. Bases 157 to 681 code for a protein of 174 amino acids. The record is from RefSeq and is a predicted model, not a curated record. The transcript has 3 exons.
GCUUUAUUUUCUUUUCUGACUGUUUUGAAACAAUCGAAACAAUUAAUAAAAAAAACAAUUGAAAAAUAAGUAAAACAAGUGAAUAAAGUGAAUAUACAGCUUUUAAAAGUAAAUUCAAUCAACUUUUAAAAAAAUAGAAUUGUUUAUAUACCAACAAUGAGGAAAAAUCCAAAUAUUCUAGUAACAGGCACACCAGGUGUUGGAAAAAGUAAAUUAUCCGAAAAAUUAGCAACAAGAACAGAAUUAGAGUGGCUCGAUGUCAGUUCUUUAGCAAAACAAUACAAUUGUCUAGAGGAAUUCGAUGAACAAUAUCAAUGUCAAAUUUUAAACGAGGAAAAGUUACUCGAUAUUAUGGAGGGUCUAAUGGAGAAAGGAGGAAAAAUUGUUGAUUAUCACGGAGCAGAAUUUUUUCCAGAACGUUGGUUUGACAUUGUUUUUGUCUUGAGAACAGACAAUACAGUUCUCUAUGAUCGACUAGUUGCAAGAGGUUAUAAAGGGAAAAAAUUAGAGGACAAUAUAGAUUGUGAAAUAUUUCAAACUAUACUUGAGGAAGCUAAGGAAUCGUAUAAAGAGGAAAUAGUUUAUGAACUCACUAGUAAUACACCGGAUCAAAUGGAAAGCAACAUUAAUAGGAUAUGUCAGUGGAUUCAAAAGUGGAAAAUAGAUAACGAAGGAUCGUAAAAGUUAAAAAUUCUUUUUUCACUUUAUAUACAUUUCCAUUUAUUUUUUUCCUUGAAAGAUUUCAAAUUCUUGAAAUAACAUAAAAAUUCAUUAUCACAAUUUUGUUUUUUGUUUUUAUGAGAAUUUACUCAUAUACAUAAAACUCUGAAUGUUGUUACACUGAGA